Molecule: messenger RNA, 2739 nt
Organism: Daucus carota subsp. sativus
Lineage: Eukaryota; Viridiplantae; Streptophyta; Magnoliopsida; Apiales; Apiaceae
Exons: 3
Coding region: 1-2739 (912 amino acids)
Source: RefSeq, a predicted model, not a curated record
AUGUUGAAAUUACAGAACUGGAAAGCGAGAUAUGGUGUUAGUGAUAGUGCGUUCAAUGAUCUGCUCUCGACAGUUGGCUCAUUCCUACCUCAGGAUAAUACAUUACCUGUUAACUCAUACGAAGCAAAAAAAACUUAUUCGAAUUUAGGCCUUGAGUAUACAAAAUUCCACGCGUGUCCCAAUGAAUGUGUUCUAUACAGGGGUGUAUAUGAGACUGCUUCGGAGUGUCCAAAGUGCAAGCUUUCGCGCUGGAAGGUGGGUAAGGAUGGUAGAGAACGGUAUAAAGUCCCGGCAAAAGUUAUGUGGUACUUUCCGAUCAUUCCAAGAUUUAAACGGAUGUUUAAAUCUUCUUCGACAGCUGAGUUGUUGACAUGGCAUUCCACCAACCAAAGAAUUCCGGAUGGACAGAUGCGCCAUCCUGCCGACUCACCUUCUUGGCGGAAUAUCGAUUACAGGUGGCCUGCCUUCGGAAGUGAGCCAAGAAAUCUUCGACUAGCUUUGGCGGCUGAUGGUAUCAACCCACAUAACAAUGGGCUGACCAAUCGUUAUUCUUGUUGGCCGGUAGUAUUGGUAACAUAUAAUCUUCCUCCGUGGUUAUGUAUGAAGAGGAAAUUUAUGAUGUUAACUAUAUUAGUCUCCGGUCCACAUGAACCAGGUAACAACAUUGAUGUGUUCUUACAACCGUUAGUUGAUGAUUUGAAAAAGCUUUGGGAAGAAGGGCGGCUUUGUUAUGGACGAUUAAUGAUUUUGUCGGCGUAUGGUAAUUUGUCUGGCUGUGUCAACAAGGGUUAUUUGGGUUGUCCAGUGUGUGGUGAUGAUACCGUUGCUAAGUACUUGCCUUAUAGUAGGAAAAUAUGUUACCAAGGUCAUCGUCGGUAUUUACCUAGACAUCAUCCAUACAGGAAGAAUAAAGUAGCCUUUAACGGUCAACAAGAGUUUGGGCAGCCCAGGCCACCUCUUUCUGGACAAGAGGUGUUAGAACAACAAGAAAACAUUAAAUUUUCUUUUGGAAAUGAAGUAAAGAAGUCGAAGAAGGUGGACUGUGCUUGGAAGAAGAAGUCAGUAUUUUUUGAGGUAGAAUACUGGAAAUUCCAUUAUGUUCGUCACUGCCUUGAUAUUAUGCACGUGGAGAAAAAUGUCUGCGAUAGUCUAAUUGGGACGUUAUUGAAUUUAAAGUUCAAGUCCAAAGAUAGCGAGGCGUCUCGUCUUGAUAUGAUGGACAUGGGGGUUAGGACUGAUUUAGCUCCAGAACAAGGAGUCAAAAAAACUUAUCUGCCUCCUUCCUGUUUUACUCUAACAAAAGUAGAAAAAAGAAAAGUGUUGAAGUCACUAUCAUCAAUGAAGCUGCCAUAUGGGCAUUCCUCAAACAUCAGAAAUUGUGUAUCCAUGGCAGAUUUAAAGAUAUUUGGGAUGAAGUCUCAUGACUGCCAUGUACUUCUUCAACAAUUACUCCCUGUAGCUAUUCGUUCGGUGCUUCCGAAGAAUGUUAGAGUUAGCAUAAUAAGGCUUUGCUUCUUUUUCAACACUCUGUGCAACAAAAUUGUUGACGUGUCAAAACUUGAUAAAUUGCAAGCCGAUGUGGUAUUAACCUUAUGUGAGCUCGAGAAAAUAUUCCCCCCCUCUUUUUUCGAUAUAAUGAUACAUCUAAUAGUGCACCUGGUCAGGGAAUUACGUUUAUGUGGACCGGUUUUCUAUAGAUGGAUGUACCCAUUUGAGCGUUUUAAUAAAGUGUUGAAAAGUUAUGUGCGAAACCGUUAUUUUCCGGAAGGCUGUAUAGCCGAAGCAUACUUGAAAGAAGAAUCUGUAGAAUUCUGUGCAGAGUUCUCUAGAAAUAGUUUCACAACUGCUGGUCUGCCGAAGGACCAAGGCAAACUUUCUGGUCCACUUUCGGCUGCAACAAUAAAAUCUGUUGAAGAGAAAGAACGAGAUGAGGCGCAUUUACACGUCCUCUUAAACAACAGUGAAGUGUUUCCAUAUAUUAAGAUGCAUAAGGAGUUGCUUGAAAAACUUUAUGAGGGAAAGAAAAAGUCUAUUCAGUGGAUGAUUGGGGAGCAUAAUAGGUUGUUUGCUGAUUGGUUUCAGAACAAAGUUAUUACUGAAUUAAAUGAGAAAGUCGAAGGUGUUUCAGAAACGAUAAGGUGGCUAGCAGGCAAACCAUCAUUUAAUGUUUUAACUUUUGAUGGGUAUUUAGUUGAUGGGAUCCGAUACUUCACUGAGGAACGAGACAAUGCUAGGGUUGUUCAAAAUAGUGGAGUCUCUUUAGUUGCUAAAACUGUCCAAGUUUCGAGUGCUAAGGAUUUAAAUCCCGUAGAAAGUGAUAUGACAUUUUAUGGGAGGAUUCAAGAUAUUUGGGAACUAGAUUACCACUCAUUUAAAGACCCGUUGUUCUUGUGCAAAUGGGCUGACUGUGACAGAGGCGUCAAGGCUGACGAACUUGGCUUCACACUUGUGGACCUUAGUCGACAAGGCCACAAGAAUGACAAAUAUGUGUCUGUGCAUCAAGUGAAACAAGUUUUCUACGUGGAAGAUCCCGUUGAUUCUAAAUGGUCAGUCGUAUUGACCUCAACAAACAGAGAUUAUCACGAGAUCUACAAUGAUGAUGAUCUUGGAGAUACGAUCUUGGAGAACCCCCCAUUCUGCUCUAACAUCCCCAUUGUUGAUCUUGGUGUUGAUGACGACGAAGAGUCUAAUGCUGGCAAUAAAAGAAAGGAUGGCGAGGGAAUCUGGCUGAAGAAGUGA